GAAUGAUAAAAUGGUGCAUUCGUCGAUCAAACCGGGCCACACAUCCGAAGCCAGAAAUUAAAUUAUCAGCCACCAUUUUGUUUAUUUUCGCGAAAAUAACUAUCUACCCGGUUACGUUAGUGAUUUUUUAUACUCCGCCGUACUACAACGUGAUCAAGAGUAAUUCUGGCAAUGAUCAAAAGAUUAGGAAUGUGCUAUUAGCGUACCUCUAUCUUCUAUCGGGCCCUUGUGUUGAAAAUUGCAGACAUCGGCCGCGCCGCUAGUAAACACUCUUCGAAAAUUACCAUCUUGUCCUCCAAGAAAAAUAAAACCCCGGGUACGCAGGGCGUCCGUGUAGAUGAGAAAGGUUCGUUGAAAUUCGUUCAACGAAUUUUCACCAGGUCCAAAGGGACCGAUCCCCUGGCGUUAAAGGAAAUUUCGAAGAGUUGUGGGCGAGAGUCCCCCGUGGCGCGCCCGGCUAACAUGAACCACACGCCUGCCCCGGACAGGCAGCAGCACGACUCCAAUGUGAACCAGGUUGAGGAGAUGGAAACGCAGGACGUGGAGACUGUAGAUACGGCUACCGACAAGACGUGGGACGACGAACUUAUGAAAGGUCCCAACGGCGAGGUGGUGAUGAGCGAAGUAAUGAAGAAUCAGGAGACCACGUCAUCUGACAUGCCGCUUGCCUGCCUGGACACCGAGAUGGAGGACGACGAGGCGCGCUCGGAGGCGACGUUCCGUUUCACGGUGCACAACUUCAGGAACUUGAAGGACUCCGUGUUGUCCCCGCCGUGCUACGUUCGCAACCUACCCUGGAAGAUCAUGGUGAUGCCUCGCCAAGCGCCCUCACCCGACCGCCAGCAGCAAAAGUCCUUGGGCUUUUUCCUCCAGUGCAAUGGCGAGAGCGAGUCUUCGAGCUGGUCCUGCUACGCCAUGGCCGAGCUAAGACUCAUCUCCCAUAAGCCAGACACCGAACCAUUCUAUAGGAAGAUACAGCAUUUGUUCUACAGCAAGGAGAACGACUGGGGUUUCUCUCACUUUAUGGCAUGGAAUGAUGUUUUGGACCCGGAGAAGGGCUAUAUCAAGGACGAUUCUAUUACGCUGGAGGUGCAUGUCACCGCUGAGGCGCCACACGGGGUAUCCUGGGACUCCAAGAAACACACCGGUUAUGUUGGCUUGAAGAACCAGGGCGCCACGUGUUACAUGAACUCUUUGUUGCAAACUCUUUACUUCACCAACCAGUUGAGGAAGGCUGUGUACAAGAUGCCCACAGAAUCUGACGACAGUACCAAGUCAGUGGCGCUGGCUCUCCAGCGGGUGUUCUUCGAGCUACAGUUCUCAGACAAGCCGGUGGGCACCAAGAAGCUGACUAAGAGCUUUGGCUGGGAGACCCUCGACUCAUUCAUGCAGCAUGAUGUCCAGGAGUUCCUUAGGGUUUUGUUGGACAAGUUGGAGAGCAAGAUGAAGGGUACCUGUGUGGAGGGCACCGUGCCGCGCCUGUUCGAGGGCAAGAUGACGUCAUACAUCAAGUGCAAGAACGUGAACGUGUCGAGCACGCGUGUCGAGACAUUCUACGACAUACAACUCAACAUCAAGGGGAAGAAAAACAUCGACGAGUCGUUCAAGGACUACAUCAGCACAGAGACACUCGACGGCGAGAAUAAGUAUGACGCGGGCGAGCACGGGCUGCAGGAGGCGGAGAAGGGCGUCAUCUUUGCGUCAUUCCCGCCCGUGCUGCACCUCCACCUCAUGAGGUUCCAGUACGACCCCAUCACCGACAGCUCUGUCAAGUUCAACGACCGAUUCGAGUUCUACGAGCAUAUCAACCUGGACGCGUACCUGCAAGAGAAGCCGGAGACCCCCGCCGACUACACGCUGCACGCGGUACUGGUGCACUCGGGAGACAACCAUGGCGGACAUUACGUCGUCUUCAUCAACCCCAAGGGUGACGGCAAGUGGUGCAAGUUCGACGACGACGUAGUGUCGCGCUGCACGAAGCAGGAAGCUAUCGAGUACAACUACGGCGGGCACGACGAGGACAUGGCGCUCACCGUGCGACAUUGCACCAACGCUUACAUGUUGGUUUAUAUUAGGGACUCCCAAUUGAAGACUGUGUUGCAAGAGGUUACCCAGGCAGACAUACCUACUGAACUGAGCGAGCGACUAGCUGAGGAGAAGAGAAUCGAAACUAUCCGUCGGAAGGAGCGCAACGAAGCGCACUUGUACAUGAACGUAAACGUGGUACUAGAAGAGGCAUUCGACGGUCACCAAGGCAACGACCUGUACGACCCCGAGAGAGCGCAUUACCGCGUGUUCAGAGUACGCAAACAGGCGACAGUUGCUGAGCUCAUGGAAAUGCUGGCUGAAAACUUCAAGUACCCGCUCAAACACCUCCGUCCGUGGCCGUUCAGUGCGCGCUCUAAUCAGACGUGCAGACCGACCUGCCUGGACAUCGUGAACGACCAGCACAAAACCGUCGCCGACAUAUCAGAGAACAUGAACCCUUGGAACAUAUUUUUAGAGAUGCUCCCCCCAGAUUCUGGCCUCAGCACUCUGCCAACCUUCGACAAGGAGAACGACGUCGUCUUGUUCUUCAAGUUUUAUGACCCCAAGCAGAAGAGGAUCCAUUACUGCGGACACCAUUACCUGCCCAUCGCGAGCAAGCCCGCCGAUCUCAUACCUAUACUCAAUAAACGUGCUGGGUUCCCGCCAGAAACGCCACUCGUCUUAUACGAGGAGAUUAAACCCGACUUCGUGGAGAAGAUCAACAACUACAACGACCCUCUCGAAAAGGUAUUGGACGAGCUGAUGGACGGCGACAUCAUUGUGUUCGAGCGCGCCGACAACCGCCACGACGAGCUCGAGCUGCCCACCUGCCAGGACUACUUCAAGUACAUCUUCUACAAGGUCGAGGUCCAGUUCGUCGACAAGACCGUGCCUAAUGAUCCCGGGUUUACGAUGGAGCUAUCGAUGCAGAUGCGCUACGACCAGAUGGCGAGGGCGGUGGGACAGCGGCUCAACGUGGACCCUUACUUAAUACAGUUCUUCAAGUGUCAAAAUUACAAAGACACCCCGGGACUGCCUUUGAGGUAUUCGUACGACGGAAUACUCAAGGAUUUGCUUGUGUACUGUAAACCAAAGUGCCCUAAGAAAUUGUUCUACCAGAUUUUAUCUAUUAAAGUUAACGAAUUGGAAAACAAGAAACAGUUUAAAUGUUUAUGGGUCGGUCCAAACUAUAAAGAAGACAAAGAAUUAAUUUUAUACCCAAAUAAAGGCGGGAAAGUAGCAGACAUCUUAGAAGAGGCAGCUAAAGUCGUGGAAAUGUCGCCGGACGGUUCUGGCAGGUUAAGAAUCGUGGAGGUGUCGUGUCACAAAGUGCUGCCGGGCCCCGACCCCGAACUGACGCUGGACCAGGUGAUCAUCUCGCCGCCCCGGCUCUACAGAAUAGAGGAGAUACCCCGGGAUGAGCUGCACUUACAAGAGGACGAGGUGCUGGUGCCGUGCGCGCACUUCUACAAGCAAGUGUACGCGACGUUCGGCAUCCCGUUCUACGCGCGCGUCAAACACAACGAGCCCUUCCAAGCUGUCAAGGACCGCUUGCAGAAGAAACUCGAUAUACCCGACAAGGAGUGGGAAAAGUACAAUUUCGCUGUAGUGACAAACGGCAGGCCGAAUUAUAUAAGUGAAGGAGCAGUUAUAAACAUUUACGACUUCAGGCCAAGUAGUAACGCAAAUUUGUCCCUUCCAGACGCGACGGGGCGGCCCUGGCUCGGGCUCGAGCACAUCAACAAGACGCCCAAGCGGUCCCGCGUCAACUACCUAGAGAAGGCGAUCAAAAUAUACAACUGAGCCAUAAUGCACGCGCCCUGGUUAGCUUGACGGAACACAGCUGGUUGUGCUGAAGGGCGAGAUCAUAGCCACCCCCCGUGCCGCGGCCGCGCCCCGCGUCACCCCUCGGCGGCGACACCGUCGCGAGACUAACAGUUAUCCUCAUAAUUUAUUAGCAAUAAUUGACACCAUGCGCGGUCACUGUCUCGUACACACAGCAGCCUUAUAUACAUACACUUAAACGUACAUCGCAAACACCAAUAUUUGACUUCCUUAUAGAGCUAAUUAAUCUGUGUAGGGUCACCGGUUCUAAGAUGGCCACUCAUUGUAGUCCUGCUAGCUAAAUGUUUCUAAAUAUUAUACAUGUUUUAUAAUUUUAACGUAGCUCGUCUGCCCAGUAAGCAUUUACCGAUACGAGUGUCGCUGCAGCCGGGCCAUCAUACUUGUGAUGUUAUUAAUAUGGCAACGUUUUAGAUUAUAUCCAACAACUCGUUAUAUAGCGGGAGCCUUUCGAAACUCUUAAUGUUACGUUUGAACUGUGUCAAUUUAUUUUAUCGCCUUUUAGCAUAUCCAGUGUUAAAAUCGUGUUGUGGUUUCCCGUUUUCCAGAAAAAUCUGAUAUAAAAAUUGCUGUCUUAUUUAUAUGUUAGCAUUGAACUGGUCGGUUGAAGGAUGUAGGUAGGUUGUGUCGAGCUGGCCGCUGACGCGAGGCCAACUGCGCUCGACUGUGUAGCUUUGGUGAUUCGGCAAAAUUAAACAUUUCCAGAGUACACACAUUAUUUAGAUACGAGUUUAUAAUGUAACGAUUAUACAUAUAAUAUUUACAGUGUUUAAGAGUAUUUUAUAAUAGUCGAAUGUGCCUGUGUGAAAACGCUUUUAUAUAGCAUUGACGCCGCCGCGCGGCAGUGACGCGGCGGCGCUCGGACAGAUGUAACAUAGUAGCCACAGUGGAGUCGGCAAAUAAUAAAUUAUUAAGCAAUCCCCCCCCAACGUUAUAACAUAUUUUUGAUAAUAAAAGAACACUUGGAAGGCAUUCGUUCAGCCUUCGUACACAUUCAAGAAAUCAAUGUAACAUUAAUUGCUUACGAUAGUUGUUAUUACAUUAUUACUUUGUUUUUUUAACUCUCACGUUUUCAGUUUGAAAUCAAUAAAUUGUAUUUUUUUGCAUUUUGUGAUAAUAAUAGUUAUAUAUCGUUAUUUUUAAUGAAUUACACUAAAAUAAAAAUUAACUACCCAAUUAAUUGUUUUUGAAAUUUAACGCUGUCUUUCAUUGAUGCAUUGUGAUAGUAAUUGUAAUAGCGAGGCUUGUACAUAGCUCCUGCACUAUCUUAGUAACUAAAAUCAUGGUGAAGUUUCAGCUUAAUAAUAAAUAAGAUUAUUAUUAAAAUAACUGCACUUUUUGUGUAAUCAGUUUGAAAGAAAUUAUGACGAGUAUAUAUGUAUAUUGUAUAGUGCGAAUGUUUGAAAGUUUGUCGAAUUGCCAAACCUGCGUGCGCCCUGGAGGCGGCCCUGUGUUCAGGCGGCAGGCGGCUGGCGGCGCCACCCGCGCGGCCGCCGCUCCAGCGCGCACGCGACGAGCCUGCACGUAAUAGGUAUAACAUUAGCACGUAUUGUUAGUCCUGGCUGUAAGCCCGUCAGCAUCCGAACAUGUAUGAAUAUGUUACUAUUUAAUUUUUUACUUGACCUGCCAGAGAAAUGUUACGUUAUUAAUAAAUGAUUAUGUCUAAAUUAUGUAUAUAAUGAUGUAAUAAAUUAAGAAAAAAUACAAUAAGUUUUCGUAAAGAUGCCUUAGACGUUUUAAGACACUAGUAAUUUGAAAAGAUACAACCUACUUAAUUAAUUUAUACCCUUUUUAGUUGAUGUAGCUGAAACAGAGUGAUAGUUGGAAGGAUCGGCUCGCGUGCUUAUUGAUCUGUUAAUUCUGUUGGACUCAAAUUAAUUAUUUUUUUAACAAUGUGUGUUGGUUUCGCUAUUUCAUUAACAUGGUUUGUGGUAUAUCAGACAUCGUAGCGACAUAGUGGCUUAGAAUAUAUGCCGAAAAUAUGCAAAAUGGGAUUAUAGACUGUUAGUUGAUUUAACCUAUAUAAAACCAAGGUUAAGGCCUAAAGCCUACCGACCGCAGCCUGUGCAAACUAUUGGGAAAUGUUCCAAUGUUUGUUAUGUUGGAUUUGAAAUGUUUCACUGAAUAUAAUCCUAUAUUUGUUUAA
This is a messenger RNA of Pectinophora gossypiella (pink bollworm), 6016 nucleotides long. It is a transcript of the gene Usp7, whose product is annotated as ubiquitin carboxyl-terminal hydrolase 7. The coding region runs from base 463 to 3831 and encodes 1122 amino acids. Gene Ontology annotation, biological process: regulation of protein stability; protein deubiquitination. Gene Ontology annotation, cellular component: nucleus; cytosol. Gene Ontology annotation, molecular function: cysteine-type deubiquitinase activity; cysteine-type endopeptidase activity; protein binding. The transcript has 24 exons. The record is from RefSeq and is a predicted model, not a curated record. Lineage: Eukaryota; Metazoa; Arthropoda; Insecta; Lepidoptera; Gelechiidae.